Pollicipes pollicipes is the source of this 799-nucleotide messenger RNA. RefSeq names its product signal recognition particle 14 (gene Srp14). NCBI's taxonomy places the organism in Eukaryota, Metazoa, Arthropoda, Thecostraca, Pollicipedomorpha, Pollicipedidae. Gene Ontology annotation, biological process: SRP-dependent cotranslational protein targeting to membrane. Gene Ontology annotation, cellular component: signal recognition particle, endoplasmic reticulum targeting. Gene Ontology annotation, molecular function: 7S RNA binding; endoplasmic reticulum signal sequence receptor activity. Bases 229 to 564 code for a protein of 111 amino acids. The transcript has 5 exons. The record is from RefSeq and is a predicted model, not a curated record.
GAGACAAUGUACUGCAGCUGGCGAUUGCUCCGGUGACGGCGUCGCAGAUCAAGCUGGCGUAGUUUGGGACGUUUUUGAGGUUGUUGGUGUGUGGUCCGAGCUGCAUUCCCGAGAGCAAGAUCAGGGAAGUUAUUGACGAUUAUCCGAUCACUUCUUUUCGGCCCUUGGUGCUGCAAGGGAGCUAUUUAGCCACAUAGAACUUGAAGAGUAUACACCAAAUAUCACCAGAUGCUGCUGGAUAAUGAGCAGUUCCUGACGUCACUGGCUCUGAUGUUCUACGAGGGCCGCAGCAAGGGCGCCGUCACCGUCACCAUGAAGCGAUAUGACGGCCGUAACCGUCCCGAGCCGCGGCCCGGCUCCAAGAACGCCGAGCGUAACCCGCUUCCCCGGCCCGAGCAGUACCUCUGCCUCGUGCGCGCCCGACUCCGGCAAAAGAAGAUCAGCACCGUGGUGUCGGGGGAGCAGGUAGACAAGUUCCAGGAGUCCUACACCAAGCUGCUGCUAUCCAGCAUGGACUCUCUAAAGCGCGUGAAAAAGCCGAAAACGACACGGAUGGCGCAGUAGCCGCCGCUGCUGCCAUCUACCGGGAGUGUUGGCACAUGUGAGCCGGCCGUGGCUGGGGCUGGGGCCGGGGCCGGUGCUCGCGGCUGCCCCCUGCGCGGCGACCGCCUCGGACCGUGACACGAGGCCGGCAUCUGGCGCACCGAGCCGCGCCAGGCAGCUGGUCGCCCACAUUCCGCCCCGGCCUGUCCGUCGGCCGUCUGUUUUAUCUGGAGGGAAUAUAUCCGUCGGUUCGUAC